GAAGCUUGUCAUAUGGUAUGGCAAUUAUCUAUAUCCGUAUCACGAAUUUCCCACAAGCUCUUCUCUCGCAACGACCCCCGCUUAUUAAUGCAUUGUGUUAAGGACUUGGUCCAUGCGCAGAGAGGCGAUCGGCAAGGCAUUCCUCCGGCGGCCCGUGCUACCCUUGACAAUGAUCGGACCCUUGUUCCGGAUCUGCAACCACUUACGGAUAACGUUACAAGAAGCCUUCCAUCGUGCAUUGCAGGCCCCUUGGGGACGCGUCAACCAUUGACUUCGCGUUCUGACUACGCGUCAUCCGUCUCGCUCGACCCACCGACUUCCAACUCCAAUUUCUGCGUACCACCAUUUCCAGAAUGUCACGACUCGUAGCAGAUGAAGGUGAUUUUGAGCCUCCGCCGGCUUCGCAGUCGCACUUUGCCAGAUUCAAGAAUUUCACACCUAACGAUGAGGCAUCAUUCGACGAGGAGUUCGCGCGCCUCGCAGCACCGAGGUCAACUCACCUUACGGAGGAGGAGCUAGAGCUCAAGGGCUACCAAGAUCUGUGCCGCGAGGUCGGCAUCGAGCCCAGCGAGUCGGUCGCCGAGUGUAAGAGACUGCUGAAGACCAAGCUGGUCAACAUCAUAGACCUGAUCGACGCGCGACGAAACGGGAACGAGGUGAAGGUGUGGGACGACUUUGACGCGUUUCGCGACUACACGCUCAAUGAUGACGAGAAAAGGAUCGACAUAGAAGAGGCCAAGGGGACGCACCUCGAAUCCCUGCUGCAGCGGUUGAUUACUGGGCCUUGUUCACGGAGGAAACGUCGUGCCAAGAGGCGUGGGCGGGGGAAGGGGGUCGCUUCUGGCCGCAUCAACAAACAGCGGGCACCGUAG
Chaetomium strumarium is the source of this 872-nucleotide messenger RNA. RefSeq lists its product as uncharacterized. Lineage: Eukaryota; Fungi; Ascomycota; Sordariomycetes; Sordariales; Chaetomiaceae. Bases 354 to 872 code for a protein of 172 amino acids. The record is from RefSeq and is a predicted model, not a curated record. The transcript is spliced from 2 exons.